CAGCACUGCCUCAGUCGUGAGUCAGUCAAGCAGAGUGAGAACGGACGAUGCGAAAAUGAGGAGCUGCCUGCUGUGCCUGUUCCUGCUGGCCUCGGCGGCGUUCGGCCGGCCGCACCUUGACACGCACCACAAUGCCAGUGCCCACAUCUACAGCGGCCACCACGAGCCGCUGAUCGUACACACAACCACCGGCCGCGUCCGCGGCUUCCUGCGCACCGUCGGCGACAAGGAGAUCCGCGUCUUCUACGGCAUCCCGUUCGCGCGGCCGCCUCUCGGCGAGCUGCGCUUCCGGCGGCCGCAGCGCGUCGACCCCUGGCCGCACAUCCUCAACGCUGACGAGCUGCCCAACUCGUGCUACCAGGAGCGAUACGAGUAUUUCCCUGGAUUCGAAGGCGAAGAAAUGUGGAACCCAAACACAAACAUCUCGGAAGACUGUCUGUACCUGAACGUGUGGGCGCCGGCAAGGCGACGCCACAACCGCGAGCUGGCGCCGCUGCUGGUUUGGGUGUACGGCGGCGGCUACAUGAGCGGCACCGCUACGCUCGCCGUCUACGAGGCGUCCACGCUCACGGCCGAGGAAGACGUCGUCGUCGUUGCCAUGCAGUACAGGGUCGGUGCUUUCGGAUUCCUCUACAUGCCAGAUGGCUCGGAGGACAGCGACAGUGAAAACAGUUCUGGCGGUAACAUGGGUCUUUACGAUCAAGUCUUGGCACUUCAGUGGUUACGAGAAAACGCAGCCGUUUUUGGAGCCGACGCGGAGACUCUAACGUUAUUCGGCGAAAGCGCAGGCGGCGGUGCCGUCAGCGCCCAUCUUUUAUCCCCGGUGAGCAAAGGUCUGGUGCGUCGUGGAAUUCUGCAGAGCGGCACCAUCAACGCACCCUGGAGCUGGAUGACUGCGGAGAGAGCGCGGGAAAUCGGACGGAGCUUGGCCGACGACUGCGGCUGUAACGCGACCUCGCGGCUGGGACGCGAGGGCGGACAGACCGAGGUGCUAAACUGUCUGCGCAACGUCGACCCCAAGACCAUCAGCGUCCAGCAGUGGAACACGUACGGCGGCAUUCUGGGCUUCCCAUCCACCAUCACGGUGGACGGCGAGUUCAUCACGGACGACCCCAUGGAGCUUCUCAAACAAGGCGCACUCAAGGAAACCGAGAUCAUGAUCGGCAGCAACAGGGACGAGGGCACGUACUUUGUGCUCUACGACUUCAUCGACCAGUUUGACAAGGACUCGGCGAGUUUUCUGCCGCGGGAUAAGUUCGUCCACCUGAUCAACACCAUCUUCAAGGACCGGCCGCAAAUCGAGCGCGACGCUAUUCUGUUCCAGUACACUGCCUGGGAGCACAUGAACGACGGCUACUUAAAUCAGAAGAUGAUCGGUGACAUGGUGGGCGAUUACUUCUUCAUCUGCCCUUCGAAUCACUUCGCAAACACGAUGGCCGAGUCCGGCGUGCCCGUCUAUUACUACUACUUCGCCCAGCGAAGCUCAACAUCGCUGUGGGGCGAUUGGAUGGGCGUGAUGCACGGCGACGAAAUCGACUACGUUUUUGGGCGCCCCCUCGACCCCGCCAGGGGAUUCACCGACCACGAGCAGCGCCUCAGCAAAAGCAUCAUGGGAUAUUACAGGCACUUCGCCGCGACAGGGAGACCUACUCCUGAUUCUGAAAUCUGGCCGCCGUACUCUAAAAACACUCCGCAAUUUUACACCUGGAGUACCGAGAGUCUGGGUCGCGUUGGCGUCGGCCCGAGGGCAACAGCUUGCGCAUUCUGGAACACCUUCAUGCCCCAGAUUACGGAGGCGCAUGCUAAGAAAGAGGACUGUGUGAAAGAAAUCGUUCCGAGCGCGUCAGCUUCGUCGGUGCCUAAGCUGACCGCGUUGAUCCGCUCGGUGCUCCUAUUCGUCGCGUUGGCGUUGUACGGCGUGUAAACGCGCACAGGCAGCCUCUCCGUACACACACACACAUAUCAUUGUCACACAUAUCAGUCAACUGACGAUCUAAUUCCUGUGAGAAAAUGCAAUUUAUUAUACAUAUCACACACAAAAAUACAGAAACCCACACAUAUCACAUUUUAACGGCCGCUAUGAUUGCGCAAAUCGUUGAAAAAGAAGAAGAAAAUAACAGAAAUCUCGUGAUACACCGCACGUGUCCGUGUGAAAAUUCACUCCAGUAGACGCUGCAGCUGCUUAAAUUGAAUUCCAACCUCUCACCAAAAAAAACUCGUUUUUUAGCUGGAGAGAGGGCCAGUGGAGAGGCGCUUGAAAUAUGCAAGUGGCGACGUUUAUUUUGCGAAACAGACGGAUCAAUUUUGAAGCCUCCACAAACACUUUUAUAGCGGUUUUUACGUCUUUUGGAUAAAAUUUUAGUCCUGCAUUUUUAAUCGAGAGAUUUGCGUUGCGUAUACACAAAUCGCUGCAAAUUGUGCGCCUCUCUUUUAUGAAACUCUCUAAAGUGUUAGCUCGGUACAGGGAGCACCACUCCACUAGAAUAAUGCUCAAUAUAUUACCCGCGGACAAUAAUCCCGCGUCCUCUCACUUUUCUACUCAUGCGUAGACGCUUUCUCCUCGUGCGCGUGCGCACUUUUCACACCAAUCGGCGCGGCGGAUGACGUCACGGAGGCCACUCUUGAUUGGCCACUAUCAGCCUUCAAACGGAUUUUCAAGUGAGAUUCUAUAAAUGAUGACUUUUAUUAUGAUAAAGUUAAGGUAUUCGCAGGGAAGGGUUUGUGUAAAAUAUACACUCACACAUACAUUUGGCUUGACAGUUUUGAAAUUUUGUCACAACGAUUUGACAAACGUUUAUAAUAUUUUGAUACUAAAUAUCGAUUGGCCAGAGGACAGAAUCUUAAUUUUCAUCUGACAUAAUAUGAAAUACAUUGCUGUGUAUCACUCACUAGGUGAACUAUAUAAUUCUUUGCAUUGAAUGAGCGUUAACACUAUGCUUAUACUUUCUCAUCAUUGUUUCCAUCGAUUAUUAAUGAGGUGUUUUCAAACAAACCCCGAUAUAUCCUAGUGGGAAGUUCUAUGUUAAAAAUCUUUGUUGUUAUACUUGAUGAAAAGUAAAUACACACACACACACACGCAUUUGUAAAAAAUGGUUGUUUCUCCGUCUGCUCUCGAUCCGCUUUUUUCGUGCCGUGUUUGGUGUUUGGCACUUAAUACUAUUACGGAUGAUUUAUUAAUUAGAGAGAUGAAAGCGAGAGUAAGCUACGUGGCAGCUUUUCGUUGGCAACUUUGUGGUAGAUAGAACAAACAACACACGCGCUUAAUAGGAAGUACACUCACACAAAAGCAUAUAUUAAUCUUUAAGGAUAAAGUACACUGUAAUUUAAUACAUGCAUAUCACAUACACACGCAUAGUAAUUAUAAGCAUGGAUAUAUAUACACACUCACACACACACAAAUACACUCACUACACUCACACACACACUACGUUAAGAUAAAAAUAUUUACACACGCUGAUGUUAAUUGGUGUUUUACGUCGUGUAAUAUGCUGCUAAAAACUGUGCCUUCGAUUUUGCGAAACUCGUUUCGAGCCCCGCGUUGUUCGGCUUAGCGCUGGCGCAGCCCCUGUUAGACGAUGCGGUGCGGCGAGUGGACUUUUGGCGCAAAGAAUCCCAUAAUAUUGUUCCAGCAGACGAGCUGCGUUGUGUGGGGGAAUGCGCGCGUUAAAUAUCUCAUACAAGUGACCGGUCGGCUUUCCGAAACACCUCCACUUUCGCGACCUUUUCGACUCUCACCAACAGACAAAAGAUCCCUUUAACACUAUUCGCACGCACUCGAAAACAAUUGAUUCCGUUGAAUUCUAUGAGCUUACAACCUGUGCAUUAUAUACAUCACUUUAUUGAAAAUGGCGGUGUUGGUUGAAAGCAGGAAUGCUUUUGCGCAAAAUUGGAAUUAAAUUUUUGACUCUGCUUUAAUUGAUUCUUAUUAAGGGCUAACCACUUGGUUGACAAUUCAAAACGACGAGCAAAAAAUCGGCAGAAACAUUAAAACCGUUACUUCAACCGGUGUUUGAUCUAAUCUAGCAAAAAUAACGUCAACGACCAAUCUGAGACAGCCAGAUCGAGACUGCAGCGCCACAGCGACAGCCAGCAGAAGCAAGUCAAGCGACAGGUCUAGCUCCUGGAUGACCUGCUUUGCUGUCUUUGUGGUGCUGCCGUCGCUAUAUCAAUGAACCAUUCUCUGAUUGGUCGUCGUCGUUCUUGUGGGACUUUUUGGCCAAAAACCACUACAAUGUAACGGUUUUAGCUUUCUCUCUGAAUUUCGACACGUCGUAUUGAACGUGUAAUUCGUCCCUCAGGAAUCGAUUUUGGCACUGUCAAAAAUGAAAUUCCUGCUCUUCUUCAAAAUCUAUAACUUCUUUCCUUCCCAACCUUUUUUACUUUAGCUCCGCCUGCUGGUCCACUCGGCCGUCAAAGCUCCUGAUCUGUGCACACACACACACACACACUGUAGUCAAUUGCGAAUAAUGUAUGUUCCACCCGCGCGCGUUUUCCAUUUUUUCCGUUAUUGAACUGCUGUAUUGACACAUAAAAGUCGGUCGACCCUAAAUUCGGCAAAACAUAUAGCUCUGAUUUUCGAGACGCGCGCACCGCCGUGCCUCACGCAACAAGUAGCAAUGCUGAGACGAGUUGCUCGUCGCGCCUGACUCGAUUUUCGACAGUGUAAUCUCAUUACGAAAGCCAUAUCUACAUUUUCGUAGUGAGCAACCUGUUCGACGGGCGAGCCGAGCCGGUUGCAUAACCUACUUUUCUCCAUAAUUUCCUCUUCGCUAAGUGCAUGGCACGGCUCGAGGCUUUCUAGACUCGCGCGACAGUUCCUUCCCUCCAGAAUAUUCUCAAAUCUUAACCUCUUUUCCAAGCGUUAGCGGCAGUUUUUUCAAAUUCUCGUCUGGAGUCGCUCACGGCAUGAUAUUGAUUUCUUAAAGUAGUGUUCCCACAUACAUCUCUUCUUGUGGGUGUAGGAAACAAUUCCUGGCCUGCUCGUCUGAACUUUGAACUUUGUGAAGGCUGUAGAGCACUCUCCCUCUCUCUUUCUCUGUCCAAACAUUCGGAACCAAAAAGUCGAUGAAGCCUUGAAAUGCCAAUGCACGCGGUGUCUCUCUCUCUCUCUCCCCCCGCAAUCUUUCCUUUGCAUCUCGCGCUCGUCUGAGAUUUUCUUUCGCUUUAAAUGCAAAUGAAAUCACCAGGGUCAGUUGGGCGUCGCAAUCGCCCUUAGGGGUGCUUUCAAAGAGGACUUUGCCAGGCUCGUGAUUUUCUCUUUGCUCAACCAGAGUGGUGAUUCUCUGUGAUUCAGUGACGCUUUUUUAAUAGUCCAAGGUGAUUUCUAAUUUCCUAAUGACCCGCGCCGCGGUCAGCAUUGCUCUAGAGGCACUGCGAGGCGGCGGACUAUGUAAUCCUCUUUUCAGGUAAUCCGCCCGCUUUUCGUCGCAGCAGCCGCUUUUAAUAUUUUAGUUGAAACAGUCUCCGCAAAUUACAAACAGCCGGACAAAAUAGAUGCUCGCAAAGGGACAAAAUGCUGAAAUCGGGCGGUGCACGCGUUGUGUUCUUUUUGUUUAAACAUAUUCCCGAAUCAAGCUUCAGUUCAUUGAUCAGGCCUAGCAGGCAUUGUUGAUGUUGUUUAGGUCUCAACACUCAGGGUAGCUGAUACAUUAUAAUUCUUAGACUGAAAAUUCGAGUUCGGCCUAUAGUCAGAAAACACUCGUACACAUACAGACAGUAAGAAGGAAAUAAUCAACACUCACACACGUAAAUAUCAUGCGAGAAGAACUAUAAAGCGUAACUGGACAAAAAAUAUCCACACACAAUCUGCAGCCUAAUCGUAUAAAAAUAAAUAUAUUCGCGUGUCUGUCACACUAUAACCGAUAGGUAAUGCUCACUAAACUUGUGUACUCAUUGUUAGGCUCUACUCAUAAAUGGGUGUCCAUCCACGACUAGCUAAAUGUGAUGCAGGUACACGCACACUUCCCUAUAAUAUUAAACAAGGGCAGUUUCAUUCUGUUUGAUGUCCGUUUCGGAAAUCGCCGUAUGUUAUCGCGCAGCCUUUUUACUAAAUGCCGCUUUCGUGGGUUAAUCAUGAGUUUGGACGUAAAAAAACACACUCAAUAAGUGAUUUGGUAUACAUUCUAUUUUUGCUUUCCUUUCAAUGAAACUGCUUCCGAGUAAAAGUAAAGCUGUCAUACAAUACUCGUGGUGUAACAAUCAGCAAUUAAUUAAUCUCACUCAGCACAAAGUCAGUGUCUAAUUCAAAAGAAUCAUAUAACUCGUGUCAGGUAAGAGCAGCUAUAAUUUCAUAGCAGAGGUGUCAAUGACAAUGAAGUGAUAAAAACUUUGAAUAUUAUUACAUAAAAAUAAAUAUGUAUAUAUGCAUAUUACGAGAGAUUGAUCAGCAGAAGAACAACCUUUGUGUGUAAAUACGAGAAGAGAAUUUUAUCCUUUUUAAAGAAAAGAAAAAUACUAAUCAUUCUCUCUUUCUCCUAUCAGUGGCCGAGAGGCUUUCCUCCCCCACGAGCCACAGAAAUUUGCAUAGCUCCGGUAUCGGCGGGAAUCCGAAAUAAAUUAAAAGUUGUGCAAGUGGGCGAUCGCCUCGGCUCUGGUUGCGAGAGACGCGUUUCCCGAGAGAGUCUUGCUCAAGUGUUUUAGCCUCCUUUGAAUGUCAUUUGCUUUUGGCCCUGUUCCAGUCAAUUUGCAUUUCCAGUCCCUCAACAAGUGCCGUUGAAACUUGCAUGAAGCACACCACAGUCAAAAAAGAUAUGUAUUUAUAUUUAUUGUCAUUGCGUGCCGAGUUGGCUCAGUUAUAGUUUCUCCAUUUCCUGAUUGAAUUACAUUUUGCGUUUUUUUUUAUCAUUAUUUUAAUCAAAAUUUACGAAGAAGUGCAUUACGGUUAUUGUGCAAGUUUCCCUCACUUGUUAUAAAAUUUUAUAAGAAAUCGAAAUAAAUGUGAGUUAAAAUUGAACGUAUUGGAAGAAAUGUGGAGCACACGCUGUGACCUGCUGAUUGGUGCAAUAUAUUAUGCGUUACGUUUAAAGCUGAUUAACUUGGAACUGAAAUAUUCAUAUCAAUUGGAAUUUGAGUAAUUAAAGCGCGCGUCAAUAUUUUGUACAACCCCCAACAUACGGUCAUGAUAUGUAUUUUUGUAAACAUUAAAGAGAAAUGAGGAACAAGUGUUUAACUCGGAACUAGCUGUGUUUUGGCUGGUUUUUUGGUCUUUGGUUUCGGUGGGAUCGAAAAAGAAGCACAACUGAGGUUUAGGUGUCGUUUCGGUGUUUGUAGCUGUAAUAAUAAGUACUAUCACACACACACUCACACGCAAGAUCGAUUAAUUAGCUCCAUGUGCUGCACAAACACUAGGCGCAAAGCCAAAUUGAUCAGUAAUUUGAGCAUGCAAGCAGACACUCUGAAAUAUAGCCGACGAUAGUUGAAACAGCAAAAAACCGGAUUGCUUUUCGUUGCGCAGAGAGUAAAACAAACGCAGUUGUGUACACUUGGGUUCUGAUUUGAAUGAAACCGUAGCGCUUUUGAUAUGGACUAGGCAUUAAUAAAUUGCUCUUGAGUAGGAACAACUCACUUUCCUUGUGCUGUGUAUUCCAUCAUUACCUGUGUACUUAACAGAAAUUAAUACAUAUCAUAUUAAUUACUAAAUUGAUUAUUACUGAAUGAUAUAUACACUUAAAUAUGAAUAUAUAUUUAUGUAGCCAUUUGUAUAUCAUGUAUGCUAACCGUAUUUAGCGACAAAUAAAGGAAAAGAAUCCAAGUAAAACAACA
This is a messenger RNA of Cloeon dipterum, 7761 nucleotides long. It is a transcript of the gene Ace, whose product is annotated as Acetylcholine esterase. Gene Ontology annotation, molecular function: acetylcholinesterase activity. The transcript has 8 exons. Gene Ontology annotation, cellular component: plasma membrane. The record is from RefSeq and is a predicted model, not a curated record. NCBI's taxonomy places the organism in Eukaryota, Metazoa, Arthropoda, Insecta, Ephemeroptera, Baetidae. Gene Ontology annotation, biological process: choline metabolic process; acetylcholine catabolic process. The coding region runs from base 56 to 1924 and encodes 622 amino acids.